UGCGAGGAACGCCGAUCAUUAAUCGAAUCGAGAUAACACACUAAGACGAUCCCCCGCAGCAUUCUCGCCGUUUUCUGCUGUUCGCUGGCCGCCCAUCUCAGCUGGUCGAGUUGGACUUCUUGACCGUGAGCCGCGGAGGAACUAUAUAAUUGAAUCUGGUGCAUGACCUUACCCCUGUACAAUGGCUGAUUCAUCAUCUGAUUCGUCAUUUUUUGAUCGUAUGAUCAGCCAGCUUCGUACAACAUGCAAGUAUUAUACUGGCUAUCCAAAGGACCUUGGACCAUCAAGGGUUAUUCAUUUUACCUCAGAGCGUCAGUUUAUCAAGCUCCUUCAGGAAGAUUCUCCUGUCGUUGUUGCAUUUACUAUCAGGGGUAACUACACGAAACAUCUUGACAAGGUAUUGGAGGAAGCUGCUGCUGAGUUUUAUCCAAGUGUUAAAUUUAUGCGCGUUGAGUGUCCAAAAUAUCCUGGGUUUUGCAUAACACGACAGAGAAAGGAGUAUCCGUUUAUUGAAAUAUAUCACAGCCCGGAGAAGGCAGCGAACCAGGGAAGGAUGGCUGAUCCAAAUAUUAUUAAAUACAACGUGAUGGUCUUACCUUUUAAUUACGACCUCAGUGUCUAUGGAUUUAGAGAGUAUUUUAAGCGCCAUGGAAUACAGGCAUCAAGCCCCAAGUAAAGAUAAUGCGAAAGGAGAAGUCCCUUAUUACCUGUGCUAUGUGAUAGUGAUAACAAUUAACAGUGUAUUUUCCCAUUAGGUAGGGUUUAAGGAGGGAUAGAUGUACGCAGCCUUGUUCUUAUAAACAAAGAGGCGGUUUCUGGGGAUUUAAACUUCCAACUUUCAGAUCAUUUGACAGCAACCAUUAUUGUUGCUUCAAGACUCAUUUGCAUAAGUCCCACAUCUGAAUAAAUAAAUUGAGAUUAUUUUUUCUUGUUGGUUUG
This is a messenger RNA of Neltuma alba, 939 nucleotides long. RefSeq lists its product as uncharacterized. The coding region runs from base 182 to 676 and encodes 164 amino acids. The record is from RefSeq and is a predicted model, not a curated record. The transcript has 8 exons. NCBI's taxonomy places the organism in Eukaryota, Viridiplantae, Streptophyta, Magnoliopsida, Fabales, Fabaceae.